UUAAAUAAAAAUAAUACUUUUAGAAUUAUUUUUUUUUAAAUUUUCAUAAAAUUAUUUGCAUUUACAUUGUACAUCCCUGACACAUUGCCACGCCGCGUAUAAUUUCAGUUGUGUUGGCGAAAACAUAAAAAUAUUAUGCCGGCCGGGUUUAGAUUUAUUUGAAUGAUUCCUUAAACUAAAUACAAAGAAUAAUUCCCAAAAUGUUAGGUUUAUUUUCAAAAGGGCCAGGACUUCGUAUGUCCACCGAAAAACAAGAGAGUUUAUUAACAUUAUCAAUUCUUUCAAUUGCUGCUGUAUUAUCAUUUGCAACGAGGUUAUUUUCAGUUUUAAGAUUUGAGAGUGUUAUUCAUGAGUUUGAUCCAUAUUUUAAUUAUCGAACCACAAAAUUUUUAACAGAAAAUGGAUUUUAUGCAUUUCAUAAUUGGUUUGAUGAUAGAGCAUGGUAUCCUUUAGGGCGUAUUAUUGGAGGUACCAUUUAUCCUGGAUUAAUGGUCACUUCAGCCGUUAUAUAUAAUUUAUUAUGGCUUAUAAACAUUACUGUAGAUAUACGAAAUGUUUGUGUAUUUUUAGCCCCAUUAUUCUCAUCGCUUACUACUAUUGUUACUUAUUUGCUUACAAAAGAAAUCAAGGAUUCUGGUGCAGGAUUAGUUGCUGCAGCCAUGAUUUCAAUUGUUCCUGGAUAUAUAUCAAGAUCGGUAGCUGGAAGUUAUGAUAAUGAAGGAAUUGCUAUUUUUUGCAUGUUGUUGACAUAUUAUAUGUGGAUUAAAGCUAUUAAAACUGGCACAAUUUUAUGGUCAACAUUUGCAGCUUUGGCUUACUUUUAUAUGGUUUCGUCUUGGGGUGGUUAUGUAUUUUUAAUUAAUUUAAUUCCAUUACAUGUUUUAACUUUAAUGUUUACGGGACGAUUUUCACAUCGUAUUUAUGUUGCGUACAGUACACUCUAUUGCGUGGGAACAAUUCUUUCUAUGCAAAUACCAUUUGUCGGUUUUCAACCGGUUCAAAGCUCAGAACAUAUGCUGGCUUUUGGCGUAUUUGGUUUAUGUCAAAUUCAUGCUUUUGUUGAUUAUUUACGAGUUAAACUAUCACCAACUGAUUUUCAAUUAUUAUUUAAAACUUUAGUGUAUGGAGUUAUCGGCAUUGUUGGUGUUUUUGGAGGAAUUUUAACCCUUUCAGGAAAAAUUUCUCCAUGGACGGGUCGUUUCUAUUCAUUAUUGGAUCCAUCAUACGCAAAGAAUCAUAUUCCAAUUAUUGCAUCAGUCUCUGAACAUCAGCCGACAUCAUGGAGUAGUUUUUAUUUUGAUUUACAAAUUUUAGUAUUCUUGUUUCCAGCUGGAUUAUAUUUUUGUUUUUCGAAAUUAACUGAUGCUAAUAUUUUCUUGGUAUUGUACGGUGUAACAAGCAUAUAUUUCGCGGGAGUAAUGGUACGUUUAAUGUUAGUAUUGGCACCUGUCAUGUGUAUUUUGUCAGGUAUUGCAGUUUCUUCAUUAUUACAAACCUAUAUGCGAGAAGUUCGUGAGGUACAGCAUAAACCAACUGAAAAACGUAAUAAACGUGUUGAAAAUAAUUAUGUUAUGAAAAAUGAGGUUGCAACAGUGUUCGUUGGAUUGAUGUGCUUUUUGUUAGUAACAUAUACGUUCCAUUGUACAUGGGUAACAUCUGAGGCGUACAGUUCACCAAGUAUUGUAUUAUCAGCUCGAUCACACGAUGGGGGUCGUAUAAUUUUUGAUGAUUUUCGUGAAGCAUACUGGUGGCUACGAAUGAAUACACCUGACGAUGCUCGUGUCAUGUCAUGGUGGGAUUAUGGUUAUCAAAUAACAGCAAUGGCGAAUCGAACAAUUUUAGUAGACAAUAAUACAUGGAAUAAUACUCACAUAUCACGUGUAGGUCAAGCGAUGGCCAGUUCUGAAGAGAAAGCGUAUGAAAUUAUGCGAGAGCUGGAUGUUGAUUAUGUUUUAGUCAUAUUUGGUGGUCUUACAGGAUACUCAUCUGAUGAUAUUAACAAAUUCUUAUGGAUGGUAAGAAUCGGUGGCAGUACUGAUAGAGGUGCUCACAUAAAAGAAUGGGAUUAUUAUUCACCAACUGGCGAAUUCCGUGUAGAUAAAGAAGGUUCACCAACUUUAUUGAAUUGUUUAAUGUAUAAAAUGUGCUAUUAUCGAUUUGGACAAGUUUAUACUGAAGGUGGAAAGCCACCUGGAUAUGAUCGUGUUAGAAAUGCAGAAAUUGGUAACAAAGAUUUCGAGUUAGAUGUAUUAGAAGAAGCGUAUACGACUGAACAUUGGCUAGUACGCAUAUAUAAAGUAAAAGAUUUGCGUAAUCGAGGAGCAUAAACAAAUAAAAUGAAAUUACCAAGUGCUAAACCAAUGAAAAACAUUUUACAAUUCUUACAUCACGUUUUUUUGAACAAAACCAAUAUUCAAUUUAUAAUUUUUAUUUUAAAUGUUCCAUGUAUAUUUACUAUAUCUCGUUAUUUGAGAUAAAUUGUUAAUAUUUUUUGCUCUAUUCCUCUCUAUCCCAUUUUUAUUUUGCAUCAUACAAGAUAUGAUCUUUCAAUUUGUGUAUAUUUUAUUUCUAUAUCAUUAUGUGUACGUAAUUUCAUUACUGAUUUAGACUGUUUUUAUACACGUUCAAGUAAAUUUUCUGAAUGACUAUCUCUCUUUAUAA
Chrysoperla carnea is the source of this 2661-nucleotide messenger RNA. RefSeq names its product dolichyl-diphosphooligosaccharide--protein glycosyltransferase subunit STT3A (gene Stt3A). Lineage: Eukaryota; Metazoa; Arthropoda; Insecta; Neuroptera; Chrysopidae. Gene Ontology annotation, molecular function: dolichyl-diphosphooligosaccharide-protein glycotransferase activity. The coding region runs from base 201 to 2327 and encodes 708 amino acids. Gene Ontology annotation, cellular component: membrane. Gene Ontology annotation, biological process: post-translational protein modification. The record is from RefSeq and is a predicted model, not a curated record. The transcript is spliced from 13 exons.